Molecule: messenger RNA, 779 nt
Organism: Bradysia coprophila
Lineage: Eukaryota; Metazoa; Arthropoda; Insecta; Diptera; Sciaridae
Source: RefSeq, a predicted model, not a curated record
ACAUUGCCAACUAUUGAAACUCUGCAAAUUCGAGGUGAAUGUAGAGGAGCAGUCAUUGCACGACUGAUCAAGUUUACUCCCAACGUUAAGACAUUGAUGAUAAUGGAUAUAGCAGUGUUUGGUACGGACGGCGUAUGGGUGAUAUGGUCAACUUCAAGGAUAUUUCCACUUUCCUACCGAAAUUGGAGAAUUUCGGCUGGGAAAUGGUCACCGGCACUAAGGAUAUGAGUCGUAUUCCUUAUAUGCACGAAUUCGAUGCAAAAAUCACCGGCCUUCCUGCUGAUUUGUGUAUAAAAUUAGCAGAGAAGCUUCGCGACCAGAACCAUUUUUCUGUGGAUGAGGUUGCAAAGUACCAUUCACGACAAGAACGUGAGCCAUCAAUUCUCGAUUUGAAAGGAUUGAAACAUUUCUACGCUGUAUUCACCGUUAUCGACGAAUUAUCUGAUUAUUCUGCCGGUGAUAGUGCCAGUGCAUUGACGCAUGGAGUUAAGUUCGAACCGGAAUGUAAAUCGAUGAUCACAAAAGUGAGCAAAUUUCUGGCAUUGGAUUUAAUGCCAAAUUUGAAAGUUUUCGCUCAUUGUUAUCAUUUUGAAGGCUGAAAUGUUUUUCCUUUCCGUUUUUGUUUUGCUUUGUUUAUUUGCACUUUAUAGCUGUGCUAAUUGAAUUGUUAAAUGAUGCUGGAAGUUAUUCAGAUUGUUCAAUUGAUCUUUGUAAAACUAAAUUGCUUUUGUUAAUAGAUUUUUUGGUCGUUAAAUACAAACCAGAUUUGUCAUAUUGAA